Molecule: messenger RNA, 3114 nt
Organism: Perca fluviatilis (European perch)
Lineage: Eukaryota; Metazoa; Chordata; Actinopteri; Perciformes; Percidae
Gene: oc90
Product: otoconin 90
Exons: 20
Coding region: 321-3110 (929 amino acids)
Biological process (GO): arachidonate secretion; phospholipid metabolic process; lipid catabolic process
Cellular component (GO): extracellular matrix
Molecular function (GO): phospholipid binding; calcium ion binding
Source: RefSeq, a predicted model, not a curated record
UACCUGCCCAGGAACCCAAAGCAUGAGAAUCUGCUGCUCGGGUGUCACCUAAUCGCCAAUAAAGGCUAAAGCCCCCCCCCCCUCUCCUCUCCUCCUCAGUUGGACUGAUAAACAGUUAGCGGAGCUCUGAGUUUAUUCUUUCGGGGGAAAGAAGACUGCAGAGCACUAAAAUAAAAAGGCUUCCACUCUCUCUAUUGGCUGCUAGCCCCCCUCAGAGCCGCGUGGGGUCCCUUACGAUGACUCAGCUUUUCACGCGUUUCUUUAUUCAAUGAAGAGGCCGUAAGUUCUGGUGCCGUCCAACCGCCACUAAGGUACGAGUCAUGUUUGUGAUAUGGAUUUUCACGCUAUCUGCUCUUCCAAACGCGCUGUCUGCCGGCUCCAUCUUCUGCCCGGACCCAGAGGCCGGCGACCAGAUCACAGAUUACAUGACUGACUGCCUCGGCCCGCGCUUCACCUGGCUCCACUCGGUCUUCGAUAAUUUCCCCGCGCUGCUGGGCUUUGCUGUGAAGCUGCGCUGUGCGACGGGGCUUUGCCCGCGCGACCUGGAAGACUACGGCUGCUCCUGCAGAUACGUGGCGGCUGGAAACCCCGCGGAUCCUCUGGACACCUGCUGUGCGACUCACCGGCAGUGUUAUCAGGACGCUGCCCCCUGCAGGCAGCCCCUGCCUCCCCUCCCCGACAACUUCACCUGUUCAACAGCAAACACCAGCUGUGACGCUGCUGAUGGCUGUCAGCGGAGGUUUUGUGAAUGUGACCAGGCCGCCAUCGACUGCAUGACUCAGAGCGCUUCCAGCUCGGAACUGAGAGGCCUCGCCGCCGCGUCCUGCGCCGCUACAAACCACACAGAUGUUCUCUCAGCGGGCAACGACUCUGCGAGCCAGCAGCUGUCCAACUCUUCCUUCCUGUCAGCAGAGAUGGACCCGCUAAUGACCAGCAGCGUGGGUAACCGCAGUGACCUCAUCACCCCACCGCCAGGCUCGCCCCUCCUGCUGACGCACGCAGAUUUGAAUGGGGGUGUGACGGAGGAAGCGCUGGAGCAGGAAGACGUAAAUAAGGAUCAGACGACCCACAAUCCACCAGCAAUCAGUCGCGAUUCAGUUCCGUUCGUCUACGACAGAGAAACGCUGAGCGAAGAAGAAGCAGAGCCGGACAUACUCUCGGCACUCAGCUUCGGAGAUGAAAACACGGUGACGUCUUCAGCACCCACAGCUUCACGCGCUGACACCUCACCUUCCAGUCGGACUACAACCUCCCUGAGGACUACAACUCCCAGAGAGAUGGAGAAGUCAUCUGAGGAAGGUUCAGUCAUCGUUACAACUUCAUCACUGACAGCAGCAAAACCACAAAUCAGUCCACCGGAGGAAAUAAAGUCGUUAUCUAAAGAGGAAGAAGAGGAAGAAGAAGAUGAUGAUGAUGAUGAUGAAGAUGAUGAAGAUGAUGAUGAUGGUGGUGAUGAUGGUGGUGGUGAUGGUGGUGGUGAUGGUGGUGAAGGGGAGCAGGGAGCUUCAGAUGAACACGUCCAGGGUAUACUCCCAAAUCGGUUUACGACUACCACCGCUAAAACAGCGACAUCUACACCGACUGUAACCACGGAGAAGUCCAACGGAGGGAAAGGGAGCUCGACACCGUCUGCAAAGAGAACUUCAGCCUCACAAACAGGUGGAGGAGGUGUCACCUUUCCAUUUACACCAGCAGCACCUUCAGCUUCAGAGGAGGCCCGAGAGCAGGCUGGCAGCCCGGAGAAGGCAACUCAGGGCCCAGAAAUGGUUACCAUGGUGACCAAAACACCCUCCACAAGAAGCUCCCGACCAGGAAGCCACCCAGAGGAAACGGCCGCCGUCUCACCCGUGUUACCUGAUUCCUGGGAGGAAGACUUGAGUCUGCACACACCUGCUGCUCUUCCUCUCAGCCCGCUGAGCCAAGGACAGGAAACUCCCCAAUCCACAACGCCGACUUCGACGAGAAGCGUCUCUCAGACGUCGCAGGAAGGAAGCCGAGUCCCCUCCGCCAGACCCCGAUCAGAGAUCGGCGCCUCCAGCCGACCCACGCCGGCGGCUGAAUCUGAGGAGGAGCGGCAGGAAGAGACGGAAACAGCAGAGGAAGAGGAGGCCGACAGCUCGCUGGAGAAAGAGACAGACGACUGGGACGUGGCUCAGAAGAGGACGGUGCCGUUCUUCGCCUGGUCCCUGCUGGAGUCUGUUGGCUUGUCCGACCUCCAACUACAGCCAGACAGCAAAGAAUGCAGCCGCUCCUUCACCGUGUUCGGCAGCGACGGGCGAGCCAGGCGGGAGAUGGCGGCCCUGGGGGAGAUGCUGCACUGCGUGACGGGACGGUGCCCGCAUGAGUACGAGAUGUACGGCUGCUACUGCGGACAGGAGGGCGGGGGGCAGCCUCAGGACCAGCUGGACAGGUGUUGCUUCUUCCAUCAGUGCUGCCUGAAGCAGAUCGGCUCCAUGGGCUGCCGCUCGGACAGGACGCUCAACGCUCACGUCUCCUGCGACAACGGGAAACCUCGAUGCCACGGCGUCUCCGUCUGCGAUAAGCUGCAGUGUGUGUGUGACAAAGCCACGGCAGAGUGCAUGGCAGCGGCCCACUUUAACCACAGCGUGCCGGCGCAGCAGUGCCGCGGCCCCGCGCCUCCCUGCCGCCGGGCCAGCAGGCCCCCGAAACCACGGCUUUCCCCUCAGUCCAGCGAGGAGAGCGACGAGCCGCAGGGAUCCAACUCGGACGGGAACAUCCGGGACACUUUGACGGACACAAACACGCCGCCGCCACGCCGAGAGCAGAACAGUGAUGAAGACUCUGACCAGCAGCACGAAGAGACGCCCAAGAAACCUCUGGCUGGAUGGUCCGGCAGCUCCACACCCCCCCCUCCUCAUCCUCCUCCUCUUCCUUUCUCCGGCAGCGAGGAGACCAGAGAGCCGCCCAGAGAGACACAAAGCGGGAUUCAAACCCACAACCACAGGCCGAGUGCAGGGCAGAGCCAGGGCCAAAGACCAGGGGGGACGGGACCGGGGGGUACCGGGGAGAAAGAGGAGGAGAAGGAAGAAGAAGAGGGGGGAGAGGAGGAAGAGGAAGAGGGGGGAGGAGAGGAGGAAGAGGGAAACUAAAAGC